Molecule: messenger RNA, 1223 nt
Organism: Drosophila subpulchrella
Lineage: Eukaryota; Metazoa; Arthropoda; Insecta; Diptera; Drosophilidae
Gene: RfC38
Product: replication factor C subunit 3
Exons: 2
Coding region: 80-1150 (356 amino acids)
Biological process (GO): DNA-templated DNA replication; DNA repair
Cellular component (GO): nucleus; DNA replication factor C complex
Molecular function (GO): ATP hydrolysis activity; DNA binding; DNA clamp loader activity
Source: RefSeq, a predicted model, not a curated record
AAGCAUUUGUGCAAAAAGGCGCGCAUUGCGUUAAAUUGUUUUGAUUAAUUUUUUUAAUAUCCUUGCAUGCAUAAACAUAAUGGCACUUUGGGUGGAUAAAUACCGUCCCCGGGAGCUGUCCAAGUUGGAUUUCCACAAAGAACAAGCGGAGAACCUACGCAAUCUAUGCAAGCAGAGCGACUUUCCGCAUCUCAUGUUCUACGGACCGUCUGGUGCCGGAAAGAAGACUCGCAUCAUGUGUCUGCUGAGGGAGAUGUACGGCUCCGGCGUGGAACGCCUGAGGAGCGAGACCAUGACGUUCACCACGCCCUCCAACCGCAAGAUCGAGGUGAUGACGGUCAGCAGCAACUACCACCUGGAGGUCAAUCCCUCCGAUGCCGGGAUGUACGACCGGACGGUGGUGAUCGAUCUAAUUAAGCAAGUUGCCCAGACGCACCAGAUAGAAAUCAGCGGCCAGCGGGAAUUCAAGGUGAUCGUCAUCUCCGAGGGCGACGAGCUUACAAAGGAUGCCCAGCACGCCCUGCGCCGCACCAUGGAGAAGUACGUGGCCACGUGCCGGAUCAUCAUUUCGGUGAACUCCACGUCCCGCAUCAUUCCCGCCAUUCGGUCGCGUUGCUUGGGCAUCCGGGUGGCCGCACCCAACGAAACGGAGAUCGUUUCCAUCUUGCAGAGCACCUGCAAACGGGAAGGCCUCACCCUGCCCGUGGAACUGGCCAAACGGGUGGUGGACAAGUCUGAGCGUAAUCUCAGACGCGCUCUACUUAUGCUGGAGGCCGCGAAGGUUGCCAAAGCGCCGUUCACCGCUAACCAGGAGAUUCCUGACCUGGACUGGCAGGUGUUCUUACGUGAGACAGCCGCCCAGAUUAUUAGCGAGCAAACGCCGGGCAAGCUGGAGAAGAUCCGCGAACGCCUGUACGAACUGCUCAUCCAGGGCGUUCCACCCAAUCUCAUAUUCCGCGGCCUGGUCGAACAGCUGGUGAACAACUGUGAUAUGUCCAUCAAGGCAAAGACGCUUGAAUUCGCCACCGAGUACGAGCACCGGAUGCAGGCAGGUGCCAAGCACAUUUUUCAUCUCGAGGCGUUUGUCGCUCAGUUCAUGAACAUCUAUAAAAAGUUCCUAUCUGAGCUGGUCAUGACGGACGAUUUCUAAAGAGUUCACAUUCACAGACAUUUUAGCAUUUAAUUCAAAAAACUUAUCAAAUAAACCGAAUAAAACAAUCUAA